Gadus chalcogrammus (walleye pollock) is the source of this 1903-nucleotide messenger RNA. RefSeq names its product TNF superfamily member 10 (gene tnfsf10). Gene Ontology annotation, molecular function: tumor necrosis factor receptor binding. NCBI's taxonomy places the organism in Eukaryota, Metazoa, Chordata, Actinopteri, Gadiformes, Gadidae. Gene Ontology annotation, cellular component: membrane. The record is from RefSeq and is a predicted model, not a curated record. Gene Ontology annotation, biological process: immune response. The coding region runs from base 137 to 1015 and encodes 292 amino acids. The transcript is spliced from 6 exons.
AGCUAGGCGGACUCGGUUCUGCUCUCGUGUUCUUGUUCGAGGAGAUCUUGGCACCGGAGCAGCGCGCGACGGAACUGGACGCUAAGGUGGUGCUGGGCGGCGCGCGCGGUGGUGGUCUGUCCGUCUGUGGUCCGUGAUGACGGGCUCGGGCUCGGGCUCGGGUUCGGGCAGACUCCCGCACCUCGGGGUGCUGCUGCUCGCGGCGGUUCUGCUGCAGACGGUGUCCGUGACGGUCACCGUGUUGUACUUCUCCAGUGCGCUCAGCUCGAUGAGGGAGACGUUCGCGCGGAGCAGCGUGUCUUGCUUUACGCGCGGCGACCCGUCGGCGAGCGAGACGCGGGGCGAUCCGUGCUGGCAGGUCACUCAACAACUGCACGCGCUCAUUGAAAAGUCCAUGUCUCAGCGCUACCAGGGCCAGAUCUCGUCCGCCGUGAGAGAUGAGGUUUCCCGCGUGCUUCCCUCGCUAGUGGCGGAUGAACCGCCCCCCCACCGUCCCAAAGUGGCCGCCCACGUCACCGGCAGCUUCGUACCCCCGAUGGGCGGCGGCGGCAGAGGCUCUCCCAGCCGUCGGGUGCAGGGCCAAAAGAUCUCCUGGUGGGAGGGGCGGAAGGGCCUGGCCUUCCUCCAGGACGUCCAGCUGUUGGACGGGGAGCUGGUGGUCCCCCGGCCUGGCCUCUACUACGUCUACGCCCAGACCUACUUCAGACACACUCACCCCGUGGCGGAGGAGGAAGACAAAGAGCAGCCGGAGAACCAGGGCGACCGGGACGUCGGAAAGCCCCUGCUGCAGUACAUUUACCAGAAGAUGAACUCUUACCCGGAUCCCAUCCUGCUGAUGAAGACGAGCCGGACGUCCUGCUGGUCUCGCGGUUCCCAGUUCUCUCUGCACUCCGCCCACCAGGGGGGGCUGUUCCCGCUCAGCACGGGGGACCGGCUCUUCGUCACCGUUAGCAACGCCUCUGCCGUAGACAUGGACGAGAAAAGCAGCUUCUUCGGGGCUUUCCUUGUCAGCUAGCGUGUGCGUGCGUCUGGCGCGCAUGCAUGGGCGUGUCCUAAUGGAUUAAAAAGGGCGGGAAACGUAGACAUUUCUGGAAGGGAAGUCGAAGUGAAUUCCCUCUUUGUUUUGUUGGCCCUUUUAAAAAGGCAGAUAAAAACGUUUGGCUACCUUUGCUACUGGGGUAGAUGUGUGGGCGUGAGAGGGACUAUGCCAAGAUCAUCUCAAAUCAAAUGUGUUUUAAAGUAAACAAGGCCAGCUAAUGUAGCAGUUUGUUAAAGUGUGCUUUAUAUCUGGGGAGGGACUGAGUUUAUGUGUGCAUGCCUUUCUGCAUACCAUAUCCCACGUAAUGCAGAAAGGCGAGGGGUAAACAAAUAAACAGAAAUGCACAUGCUUGAUUCAUUUCUGAUGUUCGGGAAAUGAAAAGAAAGCUGAUACCUUUGUUAUGUCGUUAUGGAUUAUCUCCAAUGAUGCUCCUUUUAUCGUUUUGUAUUUCUCAUUCUUUGCCGCUUGUAACACGCGACUUCCGGUUCUUUCUCCUUACUGGGUCACGAACCGGAAGUUGUACGUACAUCGGGCACAUUUAUUCGUCGACGCAAAUCGUUUUUUUUCCUUCAAACCAGCCUAAGCGUACUUCUUCAUAAGCACGUUAGAUCUUAAUGUAGCUCUAUGGAUCAAUACAGAUUAAAUAUGAUGGGCUUUUCAGCUGUUCUCUAAAUAUAGGACCACCUCCUGUAUUUUUAUACUUUGUUUAUGAAUGUAUAUAUAAUUUUUGAGAGAGAUUGAGGCGUAAAUGACCUGUUUUUUAACAGAUCAAAACGUACCAAAAAUAAUGAUAUUUGAAGUGUGUGAGCAGUUUGUCAGUGCCAAAAAAAGUCUGUUUUGUGUUUUUUUUUUUUCAUUUCAGCA